Arabidopsis arenosa is the source of this 472-nucleotide messenger RNA. Lineage: Eukaryota; Viridiplantae; Streptophyta; Magnoliopsida; Brassicales; Brassicaceae. The record is from the annotation of a GenBank genome assembly.
GAAAGAGGUAAAGAAGAAGAUGGAUAAAUCAAGGAACUUGUAUGACCUGCAAGAACUGCUGGACACGACGAUUAUCGCAAACAGCGGGAAUCUGAAAGGGUUCGAGAAGUAUGUAGAUGUGGCUCUGAGAUGCGUGGAGCCAGAGGGAGUUGAUAGGCCAACAAUGAGUGAGGUGGUGCAAGAAAUUGAGAGCGUAUUGCGGCUUGUGGGAUUAAACCCUAAUGCCGAUUCAGCAACAUAUGAGGAAGCAUCUGGUGAUCCUUACGGUAGGGAUUCGUUUGAGUACACUGGGAUUUUCCCAGCUCCAAAACCCUAAUGCAAUGAUUGAUAUAUUUCUUCUUUCUCUGUUUUUUUUUGGUUAUUUUGUAAGUGACUUUACAACUUAAAUUGCCUUGUGAAUGUGUGUACUAGCAUGAUUUGAUUUUGAUAUAUGUUGUUUUGUGGUCACUGCUUAUAAAGUGUAAGCAAGAUC